UCCCUCAGAACUGCAAGACGCCGAUAUUGCGUUACAUUGUAGCAAAAUGGCGGCUGUCAUUCAGAAUCCACUAAAAGCGUUGGGCGACCAGUUCUAUAAGGAGGCCAUUGAACAGUGCCGCAGCUACAAUGCCCGGCUGUGUGCUGAGCGCAGCGUCCGCUUGCCGUUCCUGGACUCGCAGACCGGUGUGGCCCAGAACAACUGCUACAUCUGGAUGGAACGCCACCACCGCAGCCCCGGGGCCGCUGCUGGGCAGAUGUACACAUACCCCGCCCGUUGCUGGAGGAAGAGACGGCUUCACAACGCCACAGAUCCCAGUCUGGGCAUUUAUGGUAUCCAGCUUGACGGAGGCCUCAUGUCCAAGGACACUUUGCCCAGCCAGGGCACCACACUGGAGGCUCUGCUGCGAGGAGAGGGCCUAGAUAAGAGGAACAACUCUAAAAACGAUGAGGAGAGCCUGCUUGAGAUCCAGAGGGUUCUGGAGGCAGAUGCAGCAGAGGAUGCUUUCAAUGAUGAUGACGACUACGAGGUGGACAUACCUAAAAGGAGACAUCGGGGCAAAGGGAGAGGUCGGGGUUCAGGCCGCAGGAGGGCAGAUCUGGAUGAUGACAAGCCAUACGUCUGUGACAACAGAUAUAAACAAAAACAGAACUCAAAGUCUUCGACCUCAGUCUGUGCAAAGCGCUACAGGAACCGUACAGGGCUUAGUUACCACUACACCCAUUCCCACCUGGCAGAGGAGGACAGAGCCGGAGAGAGGAGCACAGCGGCAUCAAGGUCCCCCUCUGCACCACAGACUGACAGACACAAACGUCUGAAGGGUCCAGGUGGGACCAGCAUUCUCAGCAACUACUGUAAUAAAUGCCAGCGAUCGAACAAGAAAACGGGUAAAUCUGGGUCUCCCUGCUCAGCCUGCCAAUGCACAGCUAACUGUGGAGAAGAGCAGGAAGAUGGGUCUUUGGCCGGAGCAGAAGAGCUGUUUGGCACCACCUCGGAGAGCGACACUUCCACCUUUCACGGCUUUGAGGAUGAUGAGCUGGAAGAACCUGCCACAAACGGCAAUGGAAUAGCAACC
Messenger RNA from Monopterus albus (swamp eel), 1075 nucleotides. Its product is annotated as zinc finger protein DPF3-like. Gene Ontology annotation, cellular component: nucleus. The annotation marks the transcript as partial. The record is from RefSeq and is a predicted model, not a curated record. The transcript has 10 exons. Lineage: Eukaryota; Metazoa; Chordata; Actinopteri; Synbranchiformes; Synbranchidae.